CCGUGCCAUUCUGAUGAGUUAAAUAAAUCUAGGGUUUCAUGCUUACUUUUGCCUCCUUCCUCGUUUAUCUGCACAGCCGCGACAGAGCGAGCUAGGGAGAGGGAGACAGACUCUUGCUACAGGUGAGUCAUGGUUAAGCAUAACAAUGUUGUGCCUAAUGGGCAUUUCAAGAAGCACUGGCAAAACUAUGUGAAGACAUGGUUCAACCAACCUGCUCGGAAAACCAGAAGACGCGCUGCUCGGCAGAAGAAGGCUGUGAAAAUUUUUCCAAGGCCUACAGCUGGACCUCUUCGACCCAUAGUUCAUGGUCAGACAUUGAAAUAUAAUAUGAAACUGAGGGCUGGAAAAGGUUUUUCUCUCGAGGAGCUCAAGGCUGCUGGAAUUCCAAAGAAGCUUGCCCCAACUGUAGGAAUAUCAGUUGAUCAUCGCCGUAAGAACCGAUCCCUUGAGGGUCUUCAAGCCAAUGUUCAAAGGCUGAAAACAUACAAGGCCAAGUUGGUGGUCUUCCCAAGACGUGCUAGGAAGUCCAAGGCUGGUGAUUCUGCUCCGGAGGAACUGGCAACGGCUACACAAGUACAAGGCCCUUAUAUGCCCAUUGUACGUGAAAAGCCAUCUGUGGAGCUUGUGAAGGUCACUGAGGAGAUGAAGUCCUUCAAGGCAUACAACAAACUUCGAGUGGAGCGCACGAACGUACGGCAUUUUGGUGCUCGGUUGAAGAAGGCUGCUGAAGCUGAGAAGGAGGAUAAGAACAAGUAGAAGAGCAAAAGGGCUCGCUGUUUGCAAUUGGGUUCUGCUUUUGUUUACUUAAUUGAACUUUAUCCUUUAUGCCAGCUUUAAAAUGUUGGUAAUAGUUUUGAGAUACGUGGGUGUUGAACCUGUGGUAAAUUGUGGUUUUGAUGGAAUUGAGCUCUAUUUGAGAUUGAUUUGCUUUAGCUCGGUCUCAUGUUCUGCACUCCCAUCUUUCGUUACCAUUUUACGUUUGAUGGCAUGUAGAGUUGCAACAUUCAGAUCUCUGAGUCUCAAAAAAUGUUA
This is a messenger RNA of Tripterygium wilfordii, 1032 nucleotides long. Its product is annotated as 60S ribosomal protein L13-1-like. The coding region runs from base 130 to 756 and encodes 208 amino acids. The transcript is spliced from 5 exons. Gene Ontology annotation, molecular function: RNA binding; structural constituent of ribosome. The record is from RefSeq and is a predicted model, not a curated record. Gene Ontology annotation, cellular component: ribosome; cytosolic large ribosomal subunit. NCBI's taxonomy places the organism in Eukaryota, Viridiplantae, Streptophyta, Magnoliopsida, Celastrales, Celastraceae. Gene Ontology annotation, biological process: translation.